This is a messenger RNA of Diachasma alloeum, 1044 nucleotides long. Its product is annotated as proteasome assembly chaperone 2. The record is from RefSeq and is a predicted model, not a curated record. Gene Ontology annotation, biological process: proteasome assembly. The transcript has 2 exons. NCBI's taxonomy places the organism in Eukaryota, Metazoa, Arthropoda, Insecta, Hymenoptera, Braconidae. Gene Ontology annotation, cellular component: cytosol; nucleus. Bases 226 to 963 code for a protein of 245 amino acids.
UGUCUUGUCCUGCUGCACCAAAAAUGAUGAGUGAAAGAAGCACAUUCCGGUUGCGUGUGAAGUGAGCGUUGAAUUUAAAGCUUCCGCAUUGAUGAGUUGUUAAAAAUAUUGAAUUGCAGACUUAUGAGAUUAAAUUUUACGGACUUUGUAAUUCAUAGGACCAUACAUGUAUAUAAUAUUAAUAUUAAUUGAUUAGUGCUUUUGUUGAAAGUUUCACUAUUCAAAAUGAUAAAACUGACAAAUACAGGAAAUUUUCACGAUUGUACAUUGAUAAUUCCUGCAGUAGCAGUGGGAAAUGUAGCCCAGUUAACCAUUGAUCUCAUAAUUUCAAACGGUGAAUUAGAAAAAAUAGGGCAUAUAACGAGUUGCUGCUUUAUUCCAAUUGUCGGUGGCAACCCAUAUAAUGCAAAUUCCACGCAACUUUGUACUUCAUGUGAUAUUUAUCACAAUUCCGAGAGAAAAUUAAUUGCAAUUCAGAUACGAUCACCUGUUACAAAGAAACCCAGCGCCUUGUUCAAUUCUGUCAAGCAGUUUAUUGAAGAUCAGCAAAUAAAUAAGGUUAUUAUUUUAACAAGUGGAUGGGCUCACACACGAAAUGAUGCUCAAAUUCAAAGUGAACCAAUGCGGUACAUGGCUACAUCUGGUUUUCUGUCGAAAUUCAGUCAAAUGAUUGCUGAUUCAGAGUGGACAGCGCUUGAAAAAACAUCGAAUACAUGUGGGGUGGGAGGAGAUGUGAAAAUACCUGGUGGUGGAUUCGCUCUUGAGCUGUUUCAAUUUCUCAAUCACUAUGAGAUUCCCACAGCGAUUCUCCUUCGAUUCUGCUCAGAAGGAGAUAACAUACCGGAUGCAAUAGCUCUCAUGAAUUAUACAUGUAAAUGGAUUUCUCUCAAUAUUUCGGAAAUUAAGGUGCCAAAUUCAUGGAAAUUUCUCUAUGGAAAUCCGGCCCCAAUCAGUUUGUACUAAGUAUAGACACCACAAGGAUAAACGUAAUUUUUUUCUAAUUGUCAUACCAAAAUAAUAAUAAAGUAUAAUUCACCAUUUUUA